This is a messenger RNA of Cynara cardunculus var. scolymus (artichoke), 1371 nucleotides long. Its product is annotated as ribosomal RNA small subunit methyltransferase I. Gene Ontology annotation, molecular function: methyltransferase activity. The transcript has 9 exons. The coding region runs from base 2 to 1087 and encodes 361 amino acids. The record is from RefSeq and is a predicted model, not a curated record. NCBI's taxonomy places the organism in Eukaryota, Viridiplantae, Streptophyta, Magnoliopsida, Asterales, Asteraceae.
AAUGUUGAGGAUGACAAUUUCCCGUUUCCCUCCGGUGUCGCCGGCUUCAUGGUGGUCUAUCACUUAUCAAAAUCCUUCCAUGGCAGCCGUCAAGCUCGUUCCGCCUUCCACCCUUUAUUACCCUCGUCGUUUCGCACUCUUCAUUUGUUCCGACUCACAAGCUACUUCCAACGUCGACUCCACUCACCUCUCUCUAGAAUCCUCAUCAAAACAGGGCACUUUGAAAUCCGGAUUAUACCUAGUAGGAACUCCAAUUGGAAAUCUCGAAGAUAUCACCUUGAGAGCUCUGCGUGUUUUAAGAUCAGCUGAUGUGAUACUUGCAGAGGACACGAGACAUUCAGGGAAAUUGCUUCACCAUUACAGUAUCAAAACUCCCCUUCUGAGCUAUCAUAAAUUCAAUGAGGCCCAAAGAGAGCAAUCAAUCUUGAAGAGAUUGAUUGAUGGUGAGAUUGUAGCACUCAUCAGUGAUGCUGGAACACCAGGCAUCAGCGAUCCUGGCUCCGAACUGGUGAAGUUGUGUGUGGAGGCAAAUAUUUCAGUCAUACCCAUACCAGGGCCUUGUGCUUUUGUAGCUGCUCUUUCAGCCUCGGGUCUGUCCACAAUCGAGUUUACAUUUGUUGGGUUUCUUCCCAAAAAUGCCAGUGCAAGAAGGGAGAGACUGAUGGUUUCUGCAAACGAAGCAGCCACCCAGAUAUUCUAUGUUCCUCCUCACAAACUUUCCCAAUUCCUUGAAGAGACUUCUUCCCUUUUUGGUGACUCGAGACGAUGUGUCAUGGCACGAGAGAUCACCAAAUUGCAUGAAGAGUUUUGGCGGGGUACUCUUGGGGAAGCCAAAGCAGCGUUCUUAGAUCGUCAGCCAAAGGGAGAAAUCACGUUUUUGAUUGAAGGCAAGGCGAUUUCUGAGGUCGAAACUCCUUCAGAGGCUCAGCUGGAGAAUGAAUUGGCUGACCUGAUCUUCAAUGGGCAUACACUUUCUACGGCGGUCAAAUUGGUGGCUGCAGGAACGUCAAUGAAGAGAAAAACGAUAUAUUCACUGGCAUUAAGAAAAUUCGGGAGGCAACAUGAUGCAAGGGAUGAUGUAGAUUGAUACAUAGGAUCUUGUGAGGUUCUGUAUCAUGCUUACCUGAUGCUGUUUUUGUUGUUAAGCAGUAGGGAGCUGGAGCUUAAUCUCUUGCAGACGCUGCUCUAUUCUAUAAAGUAGAGUUCAGAUUUGCGUACAACCCAACCCCAAACCCCACCUCUUGGUGAUAUAUAUUAAUAUAUCGGGUGGGUUUGGUUUGGUUUUUUGUUUGAUUUGCAAUUUUUGUUGUAGGGUUUAUGUACGUUUGCAGAUAGAAUGAAGCACCAAAGAAAGGAUUUCAAUUUUGGAUA